Molecule: messenger RNA, 2096 nt
Organism: Gavialis gangeticus (Gharial)
Lineage: Eukaryota; Metazoa; Chordata; Crocodylia; Gavialidae
Gene: HS3ST5
Product: heparan sulfate-glucosamine 3-sulfotransferase 5
Exons: 3
Coding region: 231-1268 (345 amino acids)
Molecular function (GO): [heparan sulfate]-glucosamine 3-sulfotransferase activity
Source: RefSeq, a predicted model, not a curated record
CAACUUGUGUAGCAUUUGUGAAGAGAAGCCUAAUCUUCUGCUCUGAUCACCUGGAGUCAUGUUAUCAUUUCAUUGGUCUUAGAAGGAAGCACUAAAAACAUCUGGGUGUUGAGGACAAAAAGAGAUUCAUUUCAUCACCUUUGUUCUUAUUCUAAAAUAGAUGUACUGGACCCACCAGAUGUGCAUAAGGACACAAAGACUGAAGAAGUCCUGAAGAUUGAUGGAGGGCCAUGCUAUUCAAACAGCAGGCGUUGCUGAGACAGAAGCUCUUUGUGCUAGGCAGCCUUGCUAUUGGAAGUCUCCUAUAUCUAGUUGCCAGAGUUGGGAGCUUGGAUAGACUGCAACCCAUAUGUCCCAUUGAUGGUCGAUUUGGACCCCAUGGCCAAGAUGAAAUCCCACUCCGAGCGCUGCAGUUCAAGCGUGGGCUGCUGCACGAGUUCCGUAAAGGCAAUGCCACGAAGGAGCAAAUACGCCUUCACAAUUUGGUGCAGCAGCUUCCCAAGGCCAUUAUAAUUGGGGUGAGGAAAGGAGGUACCCGAGCACUGCUUGAGAUGCUGAACCUCCAUCCUGCAGUUGUCAAAGCUUCUCAAGAAAUUCACUUCUUUGACAAUGAUGAAAACUAUGCCAAGGGGAUUGAGUGGUACAGGAAAAAAAUGCCUUUUUCUUACCCUCAUCAAAUAACAAUUGAGAAAAGCCCUGCAUAUUUUAUCACAGAAGAGGUACCUGAAAGGAUUUAUAAAAUGAACUCAUCCAUCAAAUUACUGAUCAUUGUCAGGGAACCUACAACAAGAGCUAUUUCUGAUUACACUCAGGUGCUGGAAGGGAAGGAAAGGAAGAAUAAAACCUACUACAAAUUUGAGAAGCUGGCUAUUGAUCCUACUACCUGUGAAGUGAACACUAAGUAUAAGGCAGUAAGAACCAGCAUCUACACAAAACAUCUGGAGAGAUGGUUAAAAUACUUUCCUAUCGAGCAGUUUCAUAUUGUAGACGGAGAUCGGCUCAUUACAGAACCACUGCCAGAACUCCAGCUGGUGGAGAAGUUCCUAAAUCUUCCUCCAAGGAUAAGUCAAUACAAUUUAUACUUCAAUGCCACCAGAGGGUUUUACUGCUUGCGAUUUAACAUUGUCUUUAACAAGUGCCUGGCGGGUAGCAAGGGACGCAUACAUCCAGAGGUGGAUCCCUCUGUCAUUACCAAAUUGCGCAAGUUCUUUCAUCCUUUUAAUCAAAAAUUUUACCAGAUCACUGGGAGGACAUUUAACUGGCCCUGAACUAAAUUUCAUACAACACUAUGUGUUGCACCCGGAGACAGGCAAUGAUGUCUCUCCUAGAAUAAAAAAAUAUGCACUUUUCAUAGACAUAGCUAUCCAAGUAACUUUUUUCAUGCAUACUUGUACAUAUGCAGUGUGUGACCAAAUAUAAGGUGGGAUCAGUUUUUCUACAGAGUAGUAACUAAUGUAAAUCUACUCUCUACAGAGUUGCAUCAUUUUAAGCUAUACAGGUAAAGGGAAAGCGAGUACUGGGGGGAAUAAAUUCACAUGCGACUAAAAGGGUCAGUGUUCCUCUUGCUCGAUAUAGUUGAUUAUGUGACACACUGAUCAACCCAGGCAGUGUGUCAGUUUAAAGCAUACAAAUUCACGUGAGAUUCUUAGAAGUUGUGAGGAUAUAUCAGAAGGUGCCAUAUUCAGGCCACAGGAGGGAUGCACAAUGCGAAAGGAAUGCUGACACUUUAAAUAAAAUGCUGAAUUGUUACAAUGAAACUGGAUAAUACUAUUUUCUUAUUAUUUGAAAGGAAUAUCUUAUCUCAUGCAAACAACAUUGUUUCAGAGUUCCCGUGGUGAGUUUGCACUAUUGUUUUAUUGUAUGGACCACAGUGUCACUUGUAGCAUGUCAAUCAUGUGUCCAAAAAAGUCAAAUACUUUUUUCUUCUAUACUUGUGUGUCAACAAAGAGAAACAUCAUGUAUAUAGUGUAUAUUGUUUGUAAAUACUGGUUUCACACUAAGUAAUUCUAUUUUGUAAACUGAAUAUGGCUAUUUAAUUUAUUGUGAAAAUUAAAUUUAUUGUGUUAUUUAAAAAUGGAAUGAAUUAAAAUUACUAU